GCAGGCUCGCAAAAACCCUCUCUGGUUGUAUGCUGGUGACAAAGACUACGACCGCAUAUCCAAGGAUCUUUCCGUGAAAGAUUUGGAAAAGCUUGUCCGAAGAUCUCGUCGCUGAGCAAGAAAGACGCCAUUCCGACCUCUUGUCGCGUGGAACCGUAUAGCGGAACCCACGCCCUCCCCAAGGUAAACUAUCUUUGUCCUCCACGAAUUUCACUUUUUCGACUGCUAUGUUGCCGAAUUCAUUGAUGUAAUUUCUUGUCGAUAUAUCUUUUUCUUCUGUAGAAGCAUCAAGUUGUAUCUUCGCUACCUCCCCUUCCUGAAGGUGGGGAAGUCGAAGAACGAACCAUUGUUACCGAUGACACCCAGGGUAUUUCUCGCCCUGAGAGUGAAGUCGCAGGAUCUCAUAAAUCCGCGGCUUCCUCUGAAAGAGAAACUGCAUCCGAGGCUUCCCAGUCAGCCCAUUCACCUCCUUCCGCUGUUUCACCAAGGAACAAAAGGAAGAGAGGUGAUGCUGAAGACACCGGCACCUCCAAGCUUAGCAGUUCGCCUGUCGAAGAAACUGCUCCAGAGGGGACUUCUCCCAAAAAAGAGGGGACCUUCGACGCUUACAAUGAUGCCACCGUGAGCUCGUGAGUUAUCUUGUCGUCUUUUUCUCUUUAUGUACUACGUGGUGAAUAUUCUCAUGCUAUCUUUAGUACACAGUGGCGAUGAAGAAGAAGAACCCGCUGUCAAUGUGACUGCUCCUAUGAGUACAUCACAAACUUUGGUUUUGUCAGAGACUCAUCCUACGGCGGAGGAAACCUCGCCUCCUGAACAAGAUCUUCAAAGGUCGACUCCUGCCGCCAGCCCCUGAGCCUCCUCGCCAAAGAGAGCGAGGAUUGAGCUUGGGGAGGAGCACAACAUAGUUGGGAGUUCGGCGACUCCCCCUUUGGACGAUCCUCUUAUGCAACACUUCAUUAGUCUCGGCACCCAAUUUAUUGGGUACCGCGACACCGUCAAUGGUCUGAAAGAGGCUCUCGUUACAGCUAAUAAGCGUGCUGAUGACCUUGCCGUCAAGUUAGAGCAAAGUGAGAAAGCUCGCCAGAAGGCUGAACAAGAUGCUGCUUCCGUUGGAGAUCUUCGAAAGAGACUCCACGAGGCUGAAGCUGCCUUGAGUGAUAAAAUCACUCAACAAAUUGCCCAAGAAAAAGAUGUCAGUGGCCGCUUGGAGUCGCAAAAUCGUCUUUUUGCAAGAAAAAUGGGUCAAGAUUUCGAACUCGAGGAACCUGAAGGAAAUCGUCUUCGCGACGCCCUCUCCUUACUGGAAAUUCAUGGGGAUCUGGCGCGUCGCACUAUUGUCGACGCGAAAACUGCCUUGACGCGCCUCUUCCCGUACUUCUUCCCGAAGAAAAACCUGCCCAACACCUUUGCUGACCUUACCAAGUACUUCAUUCCUGAAGAAGAUCUUGGACUGGCUCUUCGACAAGAAAGCUUGAAGAUUGGCGUUGAAGGCACCAUAGCUUUGGUUGCCGAAAGCCUGCAAGACGUCAACUGGGCGAAAGCUGGCGAAACAAAGAGGAUGCAGACGGAGAAGUGGCGAGCCUUGAUUAAAGAUGCCAAGCCGCACUCGAAGAAGAUCCUCUCCUUUCUCGGAUACAAACUAGCUCCUUCCUCCAGUUCCGCCAAGCCGGAGGUCAAGUAGACCAACU
Messenger RNA from Lolium perenne, 1688 nucleotides. RefSeq lists its product as uncharacterized. NCBI's taxonomy places the organism in Eukaryota, Viridiplantae, Streptophyta, Magnoliopsida, Poales, Poaceae. The record is from RefSeq and is a predicted model, not a curated record.